CUGCUCACUGGCAUCGCCGUCAGUAGGGGUUGUAGUCCUAACGCCCAACGGGCGUCCGGUCCGUCUGCUUUGUUUUUCUGGGUUCUCAACUUCUCACAAUGGAACCAGGAAUAAAAUUGUAAACCAGUUUGGCGCUUUUUCUCCCAAGUUAUAACAUCACGUGUUUCUCCGUCCCCGCCUAUCUCUCUGUAUUUGUUGGAAACUGCAUUGCAAAUCCAAGCAAGCGGGGACUAGGGUUUUUUUUUUCGCCGGUGUCAUGGCUUCUCAUUCCCAUAUCGACGACGAGGAUGAUUUCGGUGGUGACUAUCCUGGAGCUCACAGCACCAGACGUUCAAGUAACAAAAGAAGUUUUGGAGAUCUCGACGAUGACGAUGACGACUUUUUCGGCUCUAAGAAGGGAAACUCAAAAAUAGAGGAAACUGCACCUGGUGUUGCCACAGGAAUGAUUUUGUCUCUUCGAGAAAGUCUUCAGAAUUGUAAGGAUACCCUUGCAACCUGCCAGACUGAGCUUGAAGCAGCAAAAUCAGAGAUUCAGAAAUGGCAUUCUGCGUUUCAGAAUGAACCUGCUAUACCUAUAGGCACAUCUCCAGAACCUGGGUUAGUGGUUAGUUAUCUUCAAACCUUGAAAUCCUCAGAGGAAUCACUGAAAGAACAGCUUGAGAAGGCAAAGAAAAAAGAAGCUGCCUUUGUUGUAACUUUUGCAAAACGUGAGCAGGAGAUAGCAGAACUGAAGUCUGCAGUUCGCGAUUUGAAGGCACAAUUGAAACCACCAUCAAUGCAGGCAAGGAGGUUAUUACUUGAUCCAGCAAUACAUGAGGAGUUUACACGUUUAAAGAAUUUGGUUGAGGAGAAGGAGAAGAGAGUAAAAGAGUUGGAAGAUAAUGUUGCAGCUGUCAAUUUUACUCCUCAAAGCAAGAUGGGGAAAAUGCUAAUGGCCAAAUGUAGGACCCUACAAGAGGAAAAUGAAGAGAUUGGAACAUUGGCUUCAGAAGGAAAGAUCCAUGAAUUAGCAAUGAAACUUGGUUUACAGAAGUCACAAAAUGCAGGGCUCAGAAGUCAAUUUGAAGGUUUAUGCAAACACAUGGAGGGUUUAACAAAUGACAUGGAGAAAUCGAAUGAGAUGGUACUUAUCUUACAACGAAGACUAGAAGAGAAGGAUUUGGAGAUCAACAGGCUGAGGGAUGAACUGUACCAGAAGGAACAUAUGGUAGAGGACAAGGCUGAUAUGUCAAGUGUUAAGAAAGAAAGUGAUGAAUUGAGUUCUGGUGAAGCUGCAAGUUGAGAUGCUCCAGUCUUUUAAACAAAUUUUGUAGAAACUGGUCUGGUUAUUUUGUUCCAGCAUCUUGUAUGUAUUUAGGAAAUAGUUCAAGUUUUGCUCUUGAAGUUUGAAAUUAUUCCAUAUUUCCAUUGAACGCUUGGGGAAUAAAUUAAUGAGCUAAGACUUCAUCUUUUGUGUAACUAUGUAGUUGGUGAAACAGAUUGAAUCUGUUGCAACUUCUUAUUCAUGUGAAGGAAACAGGUCAAAUGCAUUUGCAUCCACAA
Messenger RNA from Nelumbo nucifera (sacred lotus), 1542 nucleotides. It is a transcript of the gene FIP37, whose product is annotated as FKBP12 interacting protein 37. Gene Ontology annotation, biological process: mRNA modification; regulation of alternative mRNA splicing, via spliceosome. Gene Ontology annotation, cellular component: nucleus. The record is from RefSeq and is a predicted model, not a curated record. Lineage: Eukaryota; Viridiplantae; Streptophyta; Magnoliopsida; Proteales; Nelumbonaceae.